Messenger RNA from Daphnia carinata, 2084 nucleotides. RefSeq names its product synaptic vesicle 2-related protein-like. Gene Ontology annotation, biological process: transmembrane transport. Bases 170 to 1867 code for a protein of 565 amino acids. Gene Ontology annotation, cellular component: membrane. NCBI's taxonomy places the organism in Eukaryota, Metazoa, Arthropoda, Branchiopoda, Diplostraca, Daphniidae. The record is from RefSeq and is a predicted model, not a curated record. The transcript is spliced from 9 exons. Gene Ontology annotation, molecular function: transmembrane transporter activity.
CGUAGUGGCAGAAGGGCGUAAGACAACGGAUAGGAAAAGAAAUACAGCAUUCAACAAGUUUAUAUGCGAGAUGAAAACAAACCCGGAAGUGGUAUUUCAGAGAAAGUAGAUGACAGGAAGGAAAGAAAUGAAGUAGAACGAGCAAAAUCUCAGGAUUACCAUACACAAGAUGCUUGGAAAAUUGAAUCAGCGGCUAAAAAGGAGAUCAGAAAGUGGACAGUACAAUGAUUUAGACGGAGAGUCCAGCAUAGCUAAUGAUGGCAGAUCAACAUCGCCUUUUAGCAAUUCGUUUGGUUUCUUGGGUGGUGAUAGUGGGAAUGGGGGACUGUUAGGAUCUGCAAUUGAAAUGAGUGCUGCUGGCGCAGGAGUCGUUCCUGAUGACACAUUUACUGUUGACCAAGCAGUUAAUGCCACCGGCUUUGGACGGUUCCAGGUUAAGUUGUCACUUAUCACUGGUCUUUCUUGGAUGGCUGACUCCAUGGAGAUGAUGAUAUUGUCGAUAAUAUCCCCUGCAUUAAAAUGUGAUUGGAGGUUACCUGACUGGAAGCAAGCUCUAAUUACUACAGGUGUCUUCCUUGGAAUGAUGAUGAGUGCAGUUUUUUGGGGCCAGCUCAGUGAUAAAUAUGGGAGAAAAAAGGCUUUAGCUUUGUCUGCUGUUUUGUUGAGUAUUUUUGGUUUAUUAAGCUCUUUCUCGCCAACGUUUUUCUGGAUUUUACUUUUACGUUUGCUGGUCGGCUUUGCUAUUGGAUGUACCCCGCAAUCGGUGACAUUGUAUGCAGAAUUUCUUCCAGUACAACAAAGAGGAAAAUGCGUCGUUUUACUCGAUAGUUUCUGGGCGUUAGGAGCUUGCUUUGAAGUUUUAUUGGCUCUGAUCAUCAUGCCGACAUUGGGAUGGCGCUGGCUUUUGGCAUUGUCGACCGUUCCGGUUUUUGUGUUCACUCUCGUGUGCGCGUGGUUGCCCGAGAGUGCAAGGUUUCUAGCUGCUAAUGGACGAACCGAAGAAGCUUUGGCCGUCCUACGUCGUAUUGCUGAAGAAAAUGGAAAGCCUAUGCUAGCUGGUCGGCUAAUAGUUGACGAUCUCACAAGUAGUGACAGUGGAACAUCGGCAUCGGCAGCCUCGCCGUCGGUUCCUGGAAAUGGUGAUAUGAACUCGCUUGUGUCGUUGUCCUCAGAUUUACGCUGGAAGAGCCCGUUGCAGCGCUUACUGUCGCCAGAAUUGAAACUGACAUCACUGCUCCUUUGGUUCAUCUGGUUGGCUUGUGCUUUCUGCUAUUAUGGUAUGGUACUCAUGUCAACUGAACUGUUGGCUGGUGCUGCCCUUGCUGAAGAAGAAGGCGAUUGUCUUAACCGAAAUCGUGGUGGUAAUUCUACGAGUCGCGAAGACUGUUCGGCUGGUUGUCGAGUUCUUACCAGCGCUGACUAUACCGACCUCCUGUGGACCACACUUGCAGAGUUUCCUGGCAUCGUCGUGACGCUAGUUGUGAUCGAGUUUCUUGGCCGGAAAAAAACCAUGGCUUUGGAGUUCCUUAUCUUCAGCCUCACCGUCUUCCUCAUUAUGAUUGUGUGCAUUUCCAAUCGGUCCAUGCUUACGGUUAUGCUGUUUCUGGCUAGAGGCAUCAUCAGCGGUGUAUUUCAGGCCGCAUACGUCUACACGCCAGAAGUCUACCCUACAUAUCUGCGUUCCGUAGGAAUUGGCGUUUGCAGUGGAAUGGCUCGGUUAGGAGCCAUGGUGACACCCUUCGUCGCUCAGGUGUUAGUUCAGGAUUCGCUAAAUGUGGCCAUAGGACUUUAUGGCAGUGUAUCUCUCUUGGCCAUGGUGGCGUCCUUGUGUUUACCGAUUGAGACCAAAGGACGAGCAAUGGGCUAAUUUUGAUUAUGCGAUCUACUUUCGUAUUCCGUCCUUUCCGUCUUAACCAAUCACGAUGCGAUAACUAAUAUUUAACCAGUAUCUUUCUUCUUAGGGCACAGUGCAAUAAGGUAUUUUAAGUUAACCAAGAUAUAUGCAAACUAUGAAAUGUUGGUAUUUUAUUUCAUGUUUAUGACAAAAAUUGAUUUAAUAUUACGCUUUAUCCUUCAAUGCAAUU